Octopus sinensis (East Asian common octopus) is the source of this 907-nucleotide messenger RNA. Its product is annotated as 40S ribosomal protein S4. The transcript is spliced from 7 exons. NCBI's taxonomy places the organism in Eukaryota, Metazoa, Mollusca, Cephalopoda, Octopoda, Octopodidae. Gene Ontology annotation, molecular function: structural constituent of ribosome; RNA binding. The record is from RefSeq and is a predicted model, not a curated record. Gene Ontology annotation, cellular component: ribosome; cytosolic small ribosomal subunit. Gene Ontology annotation, biological process: translation. The coding region runs from base 77 to 868 and encodes 263 amino acids.
AUCUCCCUUUAAAACCUUACCGCUCAUCUGCGCAGUCGUGACAGGAAAUCAUCCUUUUUAGCUUGCGCCAUCCAAAAUGGGUUACAGAGGUCGAAGGAAGCAUAUUAAGCGUUUAGCCGCUCCUAAGCAUUGGAUGCUGGCAAAGCUCGGCGGUGUUUUUGCACCCCGACCCAGCACAGGACCCCACAAGGUGAGGGAGUGUCUACCAUUGAUAAUUUUCCUCAGAAAUCGUCUGAAGUAUGCACUCACCUCUGAUGAAGUGAAGAAGAUUGUGAAGCAGAGAUUGAUAAGAGUUGAUGGACAAGUCAGAACAGAUCCCACGUACCCAGCUGGUUUCAUGGAUGUCAUCACCAUUGAAAAGACCGAUGAAUAUUUCCGUUUGAUUUAUGAUGCAAAAGGAAGGUUUAUUGUUCACCGUAUUAAAGCUGAUGAAGCAAAGUAUAAAUUGUGCCGUGUAAAGAAAGUUCAAACUGGUAUAAAGGGAAUUCCAUUCCUAGUAACACAUGACGGUCGUACAAUCCGCUACCCUGAUCCCCUCAUCAAAGUCAGUGACAGUGUUUUGUUAGAUAUUGCUACUAGCAAGAUCAAAGAGUUUAUCAAAUUUGACUCGGGUAACCUAUGUAUGAUCACUGGCGGCCACAACAUUGGGCGUGUUGGUGUAAUAACUCACAGGGAUAGACAUCCAGGGUCCUUUGACAUUGUACAUGUUAGAGAUACAUUGGGGCAUGUAUUUGCCACAAGAAUUAAGAAUGUAUUCAUCAUUGGCAAAGGAAACAAACCUUGGGUGUCACUACCAAAGGGCAAGGGUGUGAGACUGACUGUGUCAGAAGAGAGAGACAAGAGAAUUGCAGCUAGGCAACAACAGUAAAUGUGAUUAAAGGGUCAUUAAAGACUUGUUCCUUGGAAA